GCUGGGCAGUUAAACAAUAUUUCGCUGCGAAAAUGAGUUAAUUUGGAUACAGUUGAUAAAAUCUUUAAUUUUUAAUAAGUUUCCAUUAAUAUAAACUAACAUUCAAUGUACAAUCUUGAGUAAAUUUUACGGAACCAGAAUGUAUGUCGGGAUUCAGAUUUUUGUGUUUAUUUCCGCUUUGUGCUUAGAUUUCGUGAUGUUACUGAAUAACGGUUUGGCCCGGACACCUCCCAUGGGCUGGAUGUCGUGGGGGUACUACCAGUGCGCCGACGACUGUGACAAAAACUCCGAUAAAUGUCUCAAUGAACAACUCAUCAUGUCUGUAGCGGAUGCAUUAUUCAAUGAUGGAUACCUGGAGGCCGGGUACGAGUAUGUUGUGAUUGAUGACUGCUGGUCGGAGAGGCAGCGGGACAGCAAUGACCGCCUGGUGCCAGAUAGAAAAAGAUUCCCAAGGGGUAUGAAAUUCUUAGCGGACUAUGUCCACAAGCUGGGUCUGAAGUUCGGCAUGUACACAAACGUGGGUAAAGACACGUGCAUGCACUACCCGGGCUCGCGGGACCACUUCGAGACCGAUGCACAGCAGUUCGCGGAGUGGGACGUGGACUACCUCAAGGUUGACGGCUGCUUUGUGGAGGACAAGCAUCUUGAUACUGCAUACAUAAAGCUUGGUCACUAUUUGAAUAAGACCGGCCGACCCAUGGUGUUCUCCUGCAGUUGGCCUUAUUAUAAGGAGUACAUUCAUAAGACUAAAUUCAACUAUGCCCCAAUCGCGAAACACUGCAACAUGUGGCGCAACUUCCACGACAUCUUCAUCAACUUCGGCAACGUCGUGUGGAUCAUUGACAACUAUGAGAAGAACAACAGGCUGUACCGGCAGUUCCAUAAGCCGGGCCAGUGGAACGAUCCUGACAUGAUAAUUCUAGGAAAUAAUGGCCUAACCGAGAGCCAGAGCCGCAUCCAAAUGGGCUUGUGGUCGAUGUGGUCCGCGCCGCUCCUGCUCAGCUGCGACAUGACGAAGAUCAAGCCCUACGAGAAACAGCUGCUGCAGAACAUGGACCUGCUGGCCAUAGCCCAGGACCCACGGGGAAAGAUGGCUGCAGCCUUUAAGAUUCGAGAUAAAGUUACAUUGUGGGUGAAGCGCCACCUACCUAUGAAAGGAGACCUCUAUUCUUCCUUCUCUUUCGCACUCGUCAAUCUGAAUGGAGACAAUCAAUAUGUCUCUUUCAAGCCAGCCGAAUAUGGAUUGGAAGCAACUGAUGUGUAUACAAUUUUGGACGUGUUCACGGGCGUCUUCUUAAGAAACGUGACGAGACAGGAGGUCCUAAACAUUUCGGUUCCGCCUGAAGAUAUUAUUCUGUACGCAUUCUAUCCCUUGUGAAGGUGAGGUGUAGCAAACCAAGUGUGACCAAGAUAAAGGCUUGCUGGUAGUGACAGCUACCUACCAUUA
Molecule: messenger RNA, 1447 nt
Organism: Cydia amplana
Lineage: Eukaryota; Metazoa; Arthropoda; Insecta; Lepidoptera; Tortricidae
Product: alpha-N-acetylgalactosaminidase-like
Exons: 9
Coding region: 140-1378 (412 amino acids)
Biological process (GO): oligosaccharide metabolic process; glycoside catabolic process
Cellular component (GO): cytoplasm
Molecular function (GO): alpha-galactosidase activity
Source: RefSeq, a predicted model, not a curated record